AUGUAUCAAAUUCUAGUGCAAAAACUAAUUCUAAUCACACAUGUGAUUAACCUGAGAACUCAAGGAUUGUACUUUACGAGAGUUAGCAAGCAAUUGAGGCAGCAAUUUGGAGAACACAAAGCCAAGAGAUUGUUGUCCACAGCUGUUUAUCUUUUUUCCAUUGCAUCCAAUGACUAUGCAUCCCCUUUCAUUAAAAACCCCAUGAAUGUCACUCUUCCAUACUCUCCAGAAAAAUUUGUAGAUUUCGUCAUUGGCAACAUUACAACAGUUAUCAAAGGAAUUUACAAUGAAGGUGGAAGAAAAUUUGCGUUUCUAAAUGUUCCUCCUCUGAGUUGUGCUCCGUUACUAAGGACAUUCGUGAAUGGAACAACUAUAGAAGCAUGUCUUCAAGCACAACCUUCUGCUCUUGCAAGACUACACAAUAUUGUUCUUUCCAGAUCUUUUCAAAACCUAGAAAAACAACUAAGCGGAUUCAAAUACUCAAUUUUUAACUUCUAUGAUGCAAUUCUGGAAUUGGUCAAGUACCCUUCAAAAUAUGGUUUCAGAGAGGGGAGUGUGGCUUGUUGUGGAGGUGGACCCUACAGAGGAGAUUAUAGUUGUGGAGGGAAAAGGGGUAUCGAAGAAUUUGAAUUAUGCAGUGAUCCUGGUGAGAAUGUGUUCUUUGAUUCUCUUCAUCCAUCUGAGAAAGCUGCUGAACAUUUCGCUCAGCUAAUGUGGAAUGGUAACAGAGAUGUGAUUGAGUCUUACAAUCUGAAGCAGUUGUUCAACUUUUAA
Molecule: messenger RNA, 774 nt
Organism: Vigna umbellata (rice bean)
Lineage: Eukaryota; Viridiplantae; Streptophyta; Magnoliopsida; Fabales; Fabaceae
Source: RefSeq, a predicted model, not a curated record